CAGACAAUGGAGAAGAUUCUCUCUUAUCUAAAGAGCUAUAGUGAGUCAGACCUGAGCUUGAACUCAGCCUUCUUAGCUGUUGAGCCCAAACUUUCUUUUCUGAGUGUGGUCAAACCCUUGAACUCAGAGCUCAGUUGCCUCAGGCAGCCCUGUGAUUUAGACAAUGGAGGAUAUUCUCUGUUAUCUGAAGAGCUAUACUGAGCCAGGACUGAGCUUGGGCUCAUCCUUCUUAGCUGUUGACCUCAAACUCACUUUUUUGAGUGUGCUGGGGUUGCUCCUUCUGUAUGUGUGCUAUCUGGUGUUGUCACCACUCUUAUCAACACUUGAAAGAAGUCAACAUACCCAAAAGAGUCAAGGCAGAGCAAAGAGGAGAAGGAAAGGUGGGACAUCUCAAGGUCAGAGAGGCUGCUGGAGAGAAGCAGAGAAGAGGAGGCUAAUUUCUAUUCUCAAAAGCCCCCUGGGCCAACAUCAAGAUUCCAUCCGCUUUCGUCAGCUUUUGUGCCCAGACCCCCUCUGUGAGGUGUGUAACAGAUCGACGGCUGAGGUCAAUCGCCUGCUGGACCAGGUGUCCAUGGAGGAGGCUGCUCCCUCUGUGUCCCUACUGGUUUCCACAACGUCUAUGACUGAGUCAUCCAUCUUUCUGCCUUCCACACUAUCAUCAAGCCCUCCAGCAGAUCUAACUACAGGCCCUCUGUCUGAGCCUUCUCCAGCUCCAGCCUCCAACCUGCCACCUAGUCUGACCACACCCUCCCCUGAUUCACUUUCACCCUCACCACUGAGUGACGCUGAACCACCAGAACCUGUGCCACCCUUAGAUUCCAAAUUCCCAGCAGAUCGUUUCCCAUCCUCAUCAUCUUCUUUCUCUAGAAUCACUCCACAUCACAUUCAGAGAGAAGAUGAUUCUGGUCUCCAGUCAGGAGUCACUUUUUCUCGGGUGGAUGGCCCUGCAGGGUUGUCCACUUCUGUCCCAGCAGUAAGAGAUCUUGAACAGUCAAGGGUCACAACUUCACAAGUGUCCUUACCUCCUGCCAAGGGCUCACUUUCCUCCAACUUGGCACAAAGUGAACUGGAGCAGGAGCUUCUUCCCUGCCAUUCUUCUGAGACUGCUUUUGAGAAAGCCACUACAGCCAACAUGGCAGAGUCAUGUAAUCUUUCCUUUCUGAGCCCUGAAGGGAGACAAAGUCAACAGAAAGGCAAUGCCCUGAUACAGAAAGGGAAGGAGAAGACAACAGGCUCUUUCUCAAAACGACUUAGCCCAGACUUCCAAGUAAGUCCUUCAGGGAAAAUGUCAGAGUCCAUUGCUGCUCAGCAGGACUCAGCAUCCUCCCCUCCUUUAACCAGCAAAGGCGAACCAGAGCAUCUGCCUGUGCCCGAGCGGUCCCCAUAUCUUAAGAAUGACGAGGAUCCCUUACAGAAAAAGUCUACCUCAUCUCUGCACAGGGAAUCCGAACACCCUACUGUCCCUGUCUCAGGUGACAGCUCCUCAACCUUUGCGCUCAACAGAAUCUCCAAGGCAUCCAUAGCCAAAGUAGCCCCAGUCAUUCCCUUUUACCAACCUCAGCCCAUGCCUGAGAUCCCACCUCACCCCAUGUCCCAAAGUCUGCCACAAUUUGAGUCCAAAUAUCUCACUCAGGCCCAAUCCCAGGAUCACUUUCAAUGUCCAGUCUCAUAUCUUCCCCCUUCCACUCUAUCCCAGAUUAGGAUCUGUGGGGUAUGUUUUCAUAGACCCUCAGAUGAGCCACAGUCUCUUUCACCAACUGAAAUUGACCACCUGGAAUGCAAUAUAUUGAAGAAAGAACAGGAGAAAUUGUGGGGUUUACCCUCGGUGGUCCAAAGUUCUCAGAAAGAAUUUUGUCCCCCACCUCCCAAACUUCCAUUGGUCAGCCACUUCUCUAAGUUCCAUGUUUCAAGCUCCAUUUUUCCCCUGAGCAGUGAGCUUCAGAAGAAACUUGAGCACCACCUUAGGAAGAGGCUCAUCCAACACCGGUGGGGCUUGGCCCGCAGGGGUCAUGAAUCUCUGUCACUGAUGAAUCCUCAGAGAGAUACUACUGAGACAUCUCAGUCAAAGAGCAGUUAUGGACUCUCCUGGAUCUCUUUGUUUAAGGGUCAGAGCAGCGAAGAGCUAGGUGCUUUGGGAUUGAGAUGCCCUGGAAGUUCCCUUUGGAGGAACUCAGAAAUGAUUCUUCUAGGAAAGGAUCAGGAACAGAGCUCAGAAGAUGGUACAAAUAAAACUCUUAGUGAAUCAGAGAAACUUUCCGAUAAUAAUAUAGUAUCCAACCCUGAGAAAGACCUAGGAUUUUCCAGGGUGAUUCUUUCAGAAAAUUAUUCAAGAGCCUCAGUAGUGAGCCAAAAUCAGAAAGAAAUUGCAAAAUCCCUGGAAGUACAUCUGAGCAAGAAAUUUGAGGAAAUCAGUGAGGGCCAUAUCCCGGACACUGUGCAUAGUUCACGGCAUUCCAUCAAGCAUGCAUUGCCUCUUCUUGCACACUCCCACAGCCAAAUGACCCACAGAGAUUUAACACCAUCUCUGAGUGGGGACCAAAGUCUGAAUACCUCUGAACAUAUUUCCUUUAUUCCUACCAGCAAUCAAGAUCUGUUGGAAGCUCAUAUUAAACGAUUUCGUAAGAACAUGAUAUAUGGCUUUCCCACAAAGGUCAUUGAAUCCUUUCAGAUUUUUAACGAAAAGGAGGAACUUAAACACUCUCACUUCCAUUCCAACUUCUCCUCCUCAGAAAAGCUUAUUUCUGUGGUCAAUUCCAAUGCUGACAUCUUCAAGCACCAUAGAGAAAGUACUAAUGCUCCUUAUAGAGACAAGGUAGGAAGAGCAAAUGCUGUCCCCAUCCUAGAUGAUGCUCUUCGCUCCACCUCAACUGUAGGAAAGGAAAGACAGGGGACCCUGCCAAAACCAGCCUCUGAGAGCAGCCAAAAGCUUAGAGAGAACAUUCAGGGUGCUCAGGAGGGCAGACGGGCUUUUCCACCUGGCACCCACCACGUCACGGAUAAAGACAGAGAGUGA
This is a messenger RNA of Tupaia belangeri chinensis (Chinese tree shrew), 3013 nucleotides long. Its product is annotated as spermatogenesis-associated protein 31D1. NCBI's taxonomy places the organism in Eukaryota, Metazoa, Chordata, Mammalia, Scandentia, Tupaiidae. The transcript has 4 exons. Bases 164 to 3013 code for a protein of 949 amino acids. The record is from RefSeq and is a predicted model, not a curated record.